Messenger RNA from Colletotrichum destructivum, 1071 nucleotides. RefSeq lists its product as uncharacterized. The transcript has a single exon. The coding region runs from base 1 to 546 and encodes 181 amino acids. The record is from RefSeq and is a predicted model, not a curated record. Lineage: Eukaryota; Fungi; Ascomycota; Sordariomycetes; Glomerellales; Glomerellaceae.
AUGGCGUCUCUGAAUCAGCGCCCGCUCGAGAAGCGAGACAGGACCAACGAAAAUUUUGACAAGGCAGCAAAGAACUUGUUGUCGCGAUGUGACCAAAUUAGGCAGCGAUAUGGUGCAGACGUAUACAUUCAAGUCCGUCGGAUGCAUAAACACUACGAGUACACUUCCUUGAAUGAGCCAUCGUGGCCGAAGACCAAGACAGAGAUGGUGAGUGCAAUUGUGGAGCAACCGCUCAAGGCUAAUAAUAGUACCUUGAAGGAAAGAACGUACCCUGUUCCUGUGAUGAGAACGCCCCUAGACUUUGUCAGUCGGCGAAGCCGUGCCCCGACCAGCCACCCCUCUUCUCCAACUCGCAGACUAAGGGGGGCCGCCGCCGAGGAAAAGGACGCCCAGCAUCGCGGUGAUAAUGGAGCCUCAAAAGCAGACAGCAGCAAGGCCCCGGUCCAUCGCGUAAAUGCAUACCAUUCCGGCAACCUAAUAGAGGUAGAGGAGAGAUCAGAGGAUGCCGCACGCUGCAGGGAGCUAGUCAAGAGUGACAGCUCGUAGAGGGCAUGUGUAGUAAAUCGUAGAUUUGGUUUGCCAGCCGGGAGCCGGGAUCCGCUGUGGGGUACAGCUGGGUUGAAAGUGUGAGUGAGCCUUUGGGUUGCAAACAAACAAGCAAACAAGCAUUGGCAUUCUGGACGCUGCCUGCCCCCUUUCGACAUUUCCUAGCAAUGACAUCAUGCUGCAACACCCAUGUGAAUCUUGCGCAGGCAGGUGCAAGUAUCUAAAUUAACCCGUAGCCCCUCUGCACUUCCUCUCUUAUCCUCAGCAAUUUGCUCAAGACCAUUGAUGGCGGCUAACCAAGACGCACAGGGCGCGUUGCAGCAGGCAGAGAGAGGCCUACCACACAGCGACUGCUCAACCAACUAACCUACAUGAAGCUGAAGGACAUGUGCGUCUAUCCAGAGUGCGAUUCACAUCACUAUCAUCACCCUCACUAUCCGCAGAUGAUGGCGGCGGCGACGCUGCACUCCACAUCGGGAUUGAUCUUUCGCAGGUAUCACAGGACCCGACAGCCGGGCCACUCGC